AUGGAAGACGGCCACGCUAAAACCGUCGAACAAGCCUUGAACUUUUUUGGCACAGACUCUGAACGCGGACUUACUUUGGAACAAGUUAAAGCCAAUCAAAAAAAAUAUGGUCCAAAUGAGCUGCCUACGGAGGAAGGAAAAACUAUUUGGCAACUUGUUUUAGAACAAUUUGACGAUCUUCUUGUGAAAAUUCUGUUAUUGGCCGCUAUAAUUUCUUUUGUCUUAGCUUUAUUUGAAGAGCACGAGGAUACAUUCACAGCAUUUGUAGAACCUUUAGUUAUUCUUUUAAUUUUGAUAGCAAAUGCCGUCGUAGGUGUAUGGCAAGAACGAAAUGCUGAGUCUGCAAUCGAGGCCCUCAAAGAAUAUGAGCCAGAAAUGGGUAAAGUAGUUCGUCAAGAUAAAUCUGGAAUUCAGAAAAUUAGAGCGAAGGAAAUUGUUCCUGGAGAUAUAGUUGAAGUGUCCGUUGGAGAUAAAAUUCCUGCUGAUAUUCGACUAACUCAUAUCUACUCCACUACUUUACGAAUCGAUCAAUCAAUUUUGACUGGUGAAUCAGUGUCUGUUAUAAAACACACAGAUCCUAUUCCUGAUCCACGCGCCGUUAACCAGGAUAAAAAGAAUAUAUUAUUUUCGGGUACAAAUGUGGCAGCUGGUAAAGCUCGAGGCGUGGUCAUUGGUACGGGUUUAAAUACAGCGAUUGGCAAAAUUCGCACAGAAAUGUCAGAGACAGAGGAAAUUAAAACUCCGUUACAACAAAAAUUGGACGAAUUUGGCGAGCAGCUGUCAAAAGUGAUUUCUAUUAUUUGUGUUGCUGUUUGGGCAAUAAAUAUUGGUCAUUUCAAUGAUCCCGCUCAUGGCGGUUCAUGGAUAAAAGGUGCUAUAUACUACUUCAAGAUUGCUGUAGCAUUGGCUGUUGCUGCUAUUCCAGAGGGUUUACCAGCUGUAAUUACAACUUGUUUGGCAUUGGGAACCCGCCGGAUGGCGAAAAAAAAUGCUAUUGUUCGUUCAUUGCCAUCUGUUGAAACAUUAGGUUGUACAUCCGUGAUUUGCUCAGAUAAGACUGGCACCUUAACAACAAACCAAAUGUCGGUAUCAAGAAUGUUUAUUUUUGAAAAGGUUGAAGGUAGCGAUAGUAGCUUCCUAGAAUUUGAACUGACUGGAUCAACAUACGAACCUUUGGGUGAGCUCUUCUUGGGAGGCCAACGGGUAAAAGCUUCAGAAUAUGAAGCCCUUCAGGAGUUAGCUACUAUUUGUAUUAUGUGUAAUGAUUCCGCAAUCGAUUACAACGAGUUCAAACAAUGUUUCGAGAAGGUUGGUGAAGCCACAGAAACGGCUUUAAUUGUACUUGCUGAAAAAUUGAAUCCGUUCAGUGUCAAUAAGACUGGCCUCGAUCGUCGUUCCGCCGCUAUUGUUGUGCGUCAAGAAAUCGAAACGAAGUGGAAAAAGGAAUUCACUCUCGAGUUCUCCCGUGACCGUAAAUCAAUGUCUUCAUACUGUACACCACUGAAAGCAUCCCGAUUGGGAACUGGUCCAAAAUUAUUUGUAAAAGGUGCGCCCGAAGGUGUUUUGGAACGUUGUACACAUGCGCGUGUUGGAACAAGCAAAGUGCCACUGACUUCAACACUUAAGAGCAAAAUUUUGGCUUUGACUGGACAGUAUGGUACUGGACGAGAUACUUUGCGUUGUCUUGCUUUAGCUGUAGCGGAUAGUCCUAUGCGGCCAGAUGAAAUGGAUUUGGGAGAUUCCACCAAAUUCUAUCAAUAUGAAAUAAACUUAACAUUUGUUGGUGUUGUGGGUAUGUUGGAUCCUCCACGUAAAGAAGUUUUCGAUUCUAUUGUACGUUGCCGAGCAGCAGGCAUCCGAGUAAUUGUAAUCACUGGUGAUAACAAGGCAACCGCUGAAGCAAUUUGUCGUCGCAUCGGUGUUUUCGGUGAAGACGAAGACACUGCUAAUAAAUCAUAUUCCGGUCGUGAAUUUGAUGAUCUUUCACCCGCCGAGCAAAAAGCGGCUUGUGGCCGCGCCCGGCUCUUUUCUCGCGUAGAGCCACAACACAAGUCAAAAAUUGUUGAAUAUCUACAAAGCAUGAAUGAAAUUUCUGCUAUGACUGGUGAUGGUGUCAAUGAUGCCCCUGCUCUUAAGAAAGCUGAAAUUGGUAUUGCAAUGGGUUCAGGUACUGCUGUAGCGAAAUCGGCCGCCGAGAUGGUGUUGGCUGAUGAUAACUUCUCAUCCAUCGUAUCUGCUGUUGAAGAAGGUCGUGCUAUUUAUAAUAACAUGAAGCAAUUUAUUCGUUACCUUAUUUCUUCAAAUAUUGGCGAGGUUGUGUCUAUCUUCUUAACCGCUGCUUUAGGAUUACCCGAAGCUUUGAUUCCAGUACAACUAUUAUGGGUUAAUUUGGUAACAGACGGUCUUCCCGCAACUGCUCUCGGAUUCAAUCCCCCUGACUUGGAUAUUAUGGAGAAACCUCCACGCAAAGCCGACGAAGGUCUUAUUUCUGGAUGGUUGUUCUUCCGAUACAUGGCUAUUGGUGGUUAUGUUGGUGCUGCCACAGUUGGUGCUGCAGCUUGGUGGUUCAUCUUUGCUGAGACAGGCCCUCACUUAACCUACUGGCAACUGACACAUCAUUUGUCUUGUACUGGUACAGGAGAUGACUUUAAAGGAGUAGACUGUAAGAUAUUCAGUGAUCCCCAUGCAAUGACCAUGGCUUUAUCCGUGCUUGUUACAAUUGAAAUGUUGAACGCUAUGAACAGCCUUUCAGAAAAUCAGUCCCUUAUUACUAUGCCCCCAUGGUGCAAUAUGUGGCUAAUUGGUUCAAUGGCUCUUUCCUUCACACUUCAUUUUGUUAUCCUUUAUGUGGAAGUCCUUUCUACCGUUUUCCAAGUGACCCCAUUGUCAGGGGAAGAGUGGCUAACUGUGAUGAAAUUUUCAAUUCCUGUAGUUUUAUUAGAUGAAACGCUGAAGUUCGUUGCUAGAAAGAUUACUGACGGUGAGAGCCCAAUUCUAAAAAUGCAUGGGAUUGUUUUGAUGUGGGCCGUUUUCUUUGGCCUCUUGUAUGCAAUGACGCUUUAAAUAGUUGGUUUAAAUAACUUACAUACAUACAUAAUUCUAGAAAAAUUAGAUAAAAUAACUAUUUAAUUAAAAUUCUAUACUAAUUUCCAUAUGACAUAUACAUAUAUAUUUAAACUUUAAUGCUUUAGCAUUACGCUGCUGAAAUUAGGAGCUUGGAGAAUGUUAUUUUUAAUUAUUUUAAGGUAAUUAAACCAAUAACAAUAUAGUAAUGCCUACAGUGUUUACUAAUUUUUWAAGAUCAUUAGGGAAAAUACUCCAGAUUAAAUUGCAAUAAUUAAAUGUAUGACAAGUUCACAAAGUUACUUAGUUGGGAAACUGAUAAAUUGAGGCAAAAUAUUCUAAAAAAUUUCAAUAAAGCCAAAACCAGGAAUCUCCAAAUAUAAAGUUAUGAAAGUACAAAAUA
This is a messenger RNA of Bactrocera latifrons, 3466 nucleotides long. It is a transcript of the gene SERCA, whose product is annotated as calcium-transporting ATPase sarcoplasmic/endoplasmic reticulum type. The transcript is spliced from 8 exons. Gene Ontology annotation, molecular function: ATP binding; P-type calcium transporter activity; ATP hydrolysis activity. The record is from RefSeq and is a predicted model, not a curated record. The coding region runs from base 1 to 3063 and encodes 1020 amino acids. NCBI's taxonomy places the organism in Eukaryota, Metazoa, Arthropoda, Insecta, Diptera, Tephritidae. Gene Ontology annotation, biological process: intracellular calcium ion homeostasis; calcium ion transmembrane transport. Gene Ontology annotation, cellular component: membrane.